UAAGCCUGAUUCCUCUUUCUCUCUGUCUCUUUGCCCUUCAGAAUUCCCUUUCCAAAACAAAUUUCCCUGGACUUCAAUUCCUUUUAUAUUUCUCUCUAUCCCCGGAAUUCAAACUAUUACCUCUGAUUAGACUCCCGAAAGAGGGGUUUAAUUAGGGUUUUUUAUUUCCCCUUUUCCUCUCCACGAUUGAAAAUCUUUUUCUUCUGCUACUUUCCCCGAUUACGUUUAGGGUUAGCGUUAGGGUUUCUUGUAUCUCUUUAACUAGUAAGGAAUAAGAUGUAUGCUGAUCGAGUGGAGGCUGAAUCCAAAAGGUCAAUAAAGGACCGACUCAAUGGGGCCUCCAUUGGUGAUAAUCGACGGCGACAGCUCACCGGCAAGAGGCAGAGGCAAGAUGACAAGUGGGAACAUGAUCUUUAUAACAAUGAUGAACACCAAAUUUCAAGCCACAAGGUUGGGGCUCGAGAUCUCCGUUUCAAGCUCCAAAAGAAGAAUCUCCAACAAGCAUCUCAAAGUGGGUCUCUUUCAGGUGUUAGGGAUCUACGUGAAAAGUUAUCUGGCGCGAUUAAUACACAACCAUUGAACAUUGAUUCCUCAAAGCCAAAACUGGAAGCUCUUAGACCAGCCAGGAAAAGUAUAGUUGUUGAGGCUGCAACUGAUGUCAAAAAGGCCACGAAUUCUGCUCCUAGAAAAAAAGCUUCACAAAAGGUUGGGACAUCAGUGGAUGAAUUUCUGGACUCUUUGGGUCUCGACAAGUAUACUAUUACUUUUCAAGCAGAGGAAGUUGAUAUGACUGCUCUAAUACACAUGACUGAUGACGACCUCAAGGCUUUAGGAAUACCAAUGGGUCCAAGAAAGAAGAUACUUCUAGCUUUGGAAUCAAGAGCCUGACAUGUAAGAGGAGAGCAGGUUAUUUUCCGGAUAUAUUCCCUGUAUCAUUAUAUUCCUAUGGCACUUGCAUGUUAGCAGGCCUGUGUUUUGACUGCCAAGGGCUUGACAUCUUUCUCUCUUCUUUUUCUUUUUCCUUUUUUAUUUUUAAUUUUUUUAGUUUUUUUUUUUUUUUUUUUGGUCCCCCUUAUGACUCUGGUUGUAUUGCUGAUAGAGUGGCUUCACCAAGCUCAUUUUGAUAUUAAACCGAUGGGAAAUUAUUAGCUUGCAAGGGAGGUAGGAAUUUUAACGUAAUGAAUUUAUUGGUUUCUUUUA
Molecule: messenger RNA, 1200 nt
Organism: Corylus avellana
Lineage: Eukaryota; Viridiplantae; Streptophyta; Magnoliopsida; Fagales; Betulaceae
Product: Sterile alpha motif (SAM) domain-containing protein
Molecular function (GO): protein binding
Source: RefSeq, a predicted model, not a curated record